Molecule: messenger RNA, 1458 nt
Organism: Uncinocarpus reesii 1704
Lineage: Eukaryota; Fungi; Ascomycota; Eurotiomycetes; Onygenales; Onygenaceae
Exons: 8
Coding region: 1-1458 (485 amino acids)
Biological process (GO): transmembrane transport
Cellular component (GO): membrane
Molecular function (GO): transmembrane transporter activity
Source: RefSeq, a predicted model, not a curated record
AUGGCCGCUACAACCAAUUCAACGGACGAAAAGCUGUCGCCGCUUCACAUCGAAGAUGGCACGAAAGUCGACACUGAGAGCAAUGGGAGCUUCACCCCAAAGCAAGCUUCCGCCUUACGACGUCGAAUCGACUUGCGCUUGAUCCCGGCUCUGGGCUUCAUGUACGGCAUAUCCCUGAUGGAUCGAAAGAAUGUCUCAAAUGCUGCUAUUGCAGGAAUGAGAAAAGACCUCGACCUUUUGCAGGGAUAUCGGUACAGUCUCAUCACGCUAUGCUUUUUUAUCACAUACGUUGUCUUUCAAUCUCCCAUGACAGUGAUCUGCCGCAAGAUUGGCCCUCGCAUAUUCUUACCCGGUAUAUGUUUCCUUUGGGGAUGCCUGGUCAUUGGACUCGGUUUCUCUAAGGACUGGACAACAAUGGUGGGCUUGCGACUUGUGCUUGGCAUCCUCGAAGCUGGCUACUUCCCUGGCUGUGUUUACCUGUUGUCAACCUGGUAUACCCGGUUCGAGGUUGCACGGCGUUAUUCCGUAUUCUACUUGAUUGGUAGUCUUGCUUCGGCGUUGUCCGGCAUUCUUGCAUAUGGCUUGAUGCAAAUGGAGGGUGUUCAAAAUAUUCGCGGUUGGAGAUGGAUAUUUAUUAUGGAGGGCGUUAUAACAUGCGCGAUUGCAAUCUUUGCAUAUGCAUUCAUCAUCCGGUUCCCCGACCAGGAACGAGACAAGCCGUCAUUUCGCUUCCUCAAGCCUCACGAAUGCCAAUAUGUUAUCGAGCGCCUGGAAGAGGAUAGACGUGACGUGGAGGCCGAGGAAUUUUCCCUUGCACGCUUCUUGAAGCCGGCCGCAGAUCUUGAAAUUUGGGUGUUUGCUUUUAUGUUUUUUUGCCUGACCACCGUCACGUAUGCGUUCGCCUUCUUCCUACCUAUCAUUUUAAAAGACAAUCUAGGGUUCAGCCUUGCUGCUUCUCAAUGUCUCAUUGCUCCUCCUUACGCCUUCUCCGCAAUCCUGAUGUUUGUGAUGUCAUGGAUCAGCGAUCGCUUCCGAACUAGAGCCCCUGUCAUCAUCGCGAAUUGUAUAAUUCUAAUUAUCGGCUUACCUAUCAUGGGAUUUCAUUCUAACAACGCGGUCCGAUACUUUGGCGUAUUCAUUGCUGUCGCCGGCGCUAAUGCAAACGUGCCUGCAAUCAUGGCUUAUCAGGCGAACAACAUUCGUGGCCAGUGGAAACGUGCUUUCUGCUCAGCGACAUUGACUGGUUUUGGAGGUAUCGGUGGAAUCGCGGGAAGUCUUGUGUUCCGAACCCAAGAUCGGCCAGAUUAUAUGCCUGGUAUGGUGGCUUGUAUCGUGGCUGCCUGUCUCAUCAUGAUCUGCACCAGCGUACUUACGCUGUGCUUCAGAGCAGCAAACAGGAAAGCUGACCGGGGCGAGAAGAUCAUUGACGGGGAUCCCGAUUUCAGAUAUACAAUCUAG